This is a messenger RNA of Phytophthora nicotianae INRA-310, 1635 nucleotides long. RefSeq lists its product as hypothetical. The record is from RefSeq and is a predicted model, not a curated record. NCBI's taxonomy places the organism in Eukaryota, Oomycota, Peronosporomycetes, Peronosporales, Peronosporaceae. Bases 1 to 1635 code for a protein of 544 amino acids. The transcript has 6 exons.
AUGCCUCGCCACCACCGCGACGAUAGCGAAGAAGACGUUGCAAGCCUCUCGUCAAGCUCUAGCGACAGGGAAGUCCGCAACAAUGCAGCUCCGACGAACUCGCGCAGCAAGAAGAAGAAGAGAGUGAGAAGGCGUUCUUCCGUCCGCGAACGCGGCAAGAAAUCCAAACGAAGAAAGCACUCUCAUCGUCGCUUCUCCUCGCGUCACCACAGCUCUAGUAGCCGGCGAAGGACAGAUUUUUCGGAAGCACUAGAUUCCUCGGCUGAAUAUCAGCACGGUGGGGACUCCUGUUCUUCUUACACACCCGAAUCGGGGGCGAGCAGUCACAUUUCUUCCGAGUCAGAAGAAGAAGAACGCGGCGGAGGUGAUGUCGCUCCUCUGGACACCUUAGUGCAUGUUCCUGAGUUGAAUGUGACAGCCUUUGACAGUUGGGAUGCGUUGGAGUCAUAUCUGAAGGCGUACAGCAAGAGAACCUACCAGGUUUACUCCAUUAGGACUAACACUCCCGUCCGCACGAGAAACGCCAGAAUGAAAAGGACAAUGUCUACUGCCAAGCCGAUUCCGGAGGAGUAUAAGUUUUACAACAAAACUUACGUAUGCACGCAUUAUGGGGAACCACGGCACACCCGAGGGUUAGGAAAGCGUCCGAACCAGCACUCCAGGAGAAUUGGCUGCAAAGCCCAGAUCAACGCCUGUGUGCACUUUGGUGCUGACUGGGAAAUCGUUAUCACGAAGCAGAACACUGGGCACAACCACGACGUCGGAAGGGAGCUGUAUCAUAACUACCACGAAGCUCGGCAAGUUAGUGACACAGCCGUUCUUGAUACAGUGCGGACGCUACAUCGAGCUGGGGCAAACCGGAAACGGAUACUGGAAUACGUUAUGGAGAAUACAAACGUGGAACCUACCAUGAAGGAUAUCCACAACCUGGUCGAGCGUCUGAAAAAGGAAAGCUACACAUUUCCUACUGUGGAAGAACGCAUACGGGCAAUACUGGAGGAUUUUGCGUCGCAGAAGGGUAACUUGACGCGAGUGUACGCAAACGCAGAGAACAUUGUCGAGUGCAUCAGCAUCCAGUCAGCUCACAUGAGGUCAAUGUUCGAGCAUUUCCCGGAGAUUCUCCUGAUAGAUGCGACGCACGAUACCAACGCGUCGAACUACAAACUCUUCAGUUUCAUGAUCCAUGACACCUUGAGCAAAGGUCAACACGUACAGCAUUGCCUUAUCGAGAACGAGCGGAAAGAAACGCUACGCUUAGCGUGCAAGCAGUUCAAAGAAGUUCUGAAAGAGGAGUUUCCAGGUGUGAGGAUCUUACUGUGCCACUUUCAUGUGGUUAAGUAUCUCCAAGAAGAGACUGCAAAGGAAAAGUACAAUCUGGAUGCUUGGACGAAGAAGGAGAUGAAGCGUUUGGUUCAGCUUUUGGUUGGGGCUCCGACUGAAGUGAUAUAUGACAACGUGAUCGCCUCGAUGAAGGUGGUACUACGUGCAGAUACCAAAGUUAAGCUUUGGUUUGACUAUUUCGAUGAAAACUGGACGACUUGCAAGGAAAUGUGGAGCUCUGUGUAUCGCGGCAAUGUCCCUCACAUGGGGAACCAGACGAAUAACAGCUUUGUUUCGGAUCCGAUCAUUUUUUAG